Oncorhynchus mykiss (rainbow trout) is the source of this 1621-nucleotide messenger RNA. It is a transcript of the gene impa1, whose product is annotated as inositol monophosphatase 1. Gene Ontology annotation, molecular function: inositol monophosphate 1-phosphatase activity. Lineage: Eukaryota; Metazoa; Chordata; Actinopteri; Salmoniformes; Salmonidae. Gene Ontology annotation, biological process: signal transduction; inositol metabolic process; phosphatidylinositol phosphate biosynthetic process. The record is from RefSeq and is a predicted model, not a curated record.
ACCGUUGUUCCCAGAAAACUUCCUGUGCGAAUGUAAACCAACAGCUAAAGAACGUCUAAAAAAGAGCUACCUGCUAGAAUUAGGCUAGUAAUAUGAGGACAUUAAGGGCCAUGUAGAGAGUAAAAAGCUUUGGACAAUCAUGUUCGCUGGUGGGGUGUUCCCGAUUGACAGAAAUUAAAAGUGUAUAGAUUUUCCCAAAGGAUCAGCACAACGAGAUGCAUGGAUACUUGCUGUAAAACGAGGUGGUUGGACGCCAGCGUCAAAAAUACAAAUGGGUAUUUAGCGCAAACUUCAUUAUUGGCACUGAGUUUGACAUGAUGUCAAGGAAGGUUAUUGCAGCGAGCAGCUCGGCCGUAGCCAAUCAAAACGCGCAAGUGGUCCAGGCCUUCCCCUGUACCCAUGACAACGAGGAUCCUAAAGCCAACAUCCUUUUAAGGACAUAGUUCUUACAUCAAGGCACCAUACCAUGACUGACCUUUGGCAGAAUGCCAUGGACCAUGCUGUGGCUCUGGCCAGGAAAGCAGGCUCGCUUGUAAGGGAUGCAGUACAGAAUGACAUGAAGGUUAUGUUGAAGAGUUCUUCUGUGGACCUGGUGACUAAAACUGACCAAAAGGUGGAGCAACUCAUUAUAGACUCUGUGAAGGAGAAAUUCCCCACGCACAGUUUCAUAGGCGAGGAGUCGGUGGCUGCUGGAGAGCCCUGUGUUCUAACUGACAACCCAACCUGGAUUGUCGACCCGGUAGACGGAACCACUAACUUUGUCCACGGAUAUCCAUUUGUUGCCGUGUCUAUUGGCUUUGCAGUCGACAGAAAGCUGGAGUUUGGAGUGGUGUACAGCUGCAUAGAAGACAAGAUGUACACAGCCAGGAAAGGGAAGGGGGCCUUCUGCAAUGGACAGAUCCUUAAUGUGUCAGACCAGAAAGAAAUCAGCCAGUCUAUCAUUGCUACUGAGUUUGGUUCCAACAGAGACACAGAGGUGGUUGACAAAAUCUUCUCCAGCAUGAGGAAGAUCCUGUGUUUACCCAUCCACGGGAUUCGAGGUGUGGGCACAGCGGCCACAAACAUGUGUCUGGUGGCGUCGGGCUGCGUGGAGGCCUACUACGAGAUAGGGAUUCACUGCUGGGACAUCGCUGCCGGGGCCAUCAUAGUCACAGAGGCAGGGGGCGUCCUCAUGGAUGUAGAUGGUGGACCAUUGGAUCUCAUGUCCAGAAGGGUUGUUGCUGCAAAUAACAAGAUAAUCGCUGAGAGGAUUGUCAAAGAGAUUGACGCGUUUACCCCUCUGCGAGAUGAUGCGUCUACAGAGACAGAAGACUGAACAAAGAAAAAUUGCUAUGUUUUAAGUCAUAUUCUUAGGGAUAAAAAAAUUGUGUUUUGUAAGCUUGUUUUAUUUUUUUUUCCCAAAAGAUAUCACUGUUCUUGAACAAUUCUGGUCAUUUAAAACCAAACUUUUUUGUCCUAGCAUUUUGUGUUUUAUACGUUUUUAAUUAGUUUUGAAAUAUUAUAAUUGUUUUAUGUCAACUGACCAAGGAAGAUCAUUUAUGUUUUAAGACAUAGAUCAGUACUGUAUAUGUGUCUCCAGUCAUGUAUGUAAAAAAAUAAAUAUUUUAUUUUAUUGAGUUUA